GAUUACGGGUGGUACAUAAUUUACCACAACCGUCGCAACGACAGUAUCAAAAAUGCAGACUCGUCGCUUAUCUUCGUCGGCCUCUCCGCGGCGGGAUUUCUCCGCCUCAGUGCACCCUCGUUCCUCGCCCACUCGCUCUCUGCAUCGCCAAGUCGCUCGUCUCGUGGCUGUCCUCUUUGCUCUUCUCCUCUUCGAGGGCUGGUGGCGCUCUGGGCCCUCGUACGUCGAGGAGCUCGAAAAUGAGCAUGAACUGGAGUUUUAUCCGCUUGAGUUGCUCCAGCACGUCGACGAGAUCGACGACAGCGAGCGUCUGCACCUCGCAAUGUUGCACGAAGGAUGCAUGAAGCACAGCGAGAGCGUUAUCACGUCGGACUUUGGUCGCAAUGGGGACAAGGACAGCCAAGUGGGGCGAUUCCAACGGGACGAUAGCAAUCUGAGGGAAAAGCUCGAGAAAUGCCCGGACGUGGAGGUUUUCCUACCUUCAUCGAUAAGAGGAGAUGGGUACUGUGAGGAUGCAAUGGGUUACGUCAAGUAUUUACAGGGUCGAGCGUUGCCUCGUUGGGUGUUGGACGUCGAGUUUCAAGACAAGAAGACGGGCAAGAAGUUGACGUACCACGAUCUGUGUCCUAAGACGCCGUUGAUCUUCAUGAACCACUUCUGGGAAGACGUACCCAACAGUCCGUUGUGGCCUGAGAGCAAACCGGUAUAUCUCAUGCCGAAUGUCGAAAUGUACGAGCUAGAAGCAGAACACUAUUGGCGAGUGGAUGUGGUACUCUGCAAGACGGCAAUCUGUGCGAGACGCGUGAGAAUGUGGUACCAGCAGGAAGGUAACCCAAGACGCACUAGAGUCAUCUACACGAGACACACGACGUCCGAUGCAGCGCUGUAUGCGAAGAGCCAACUCAGUGCCGGUACCAACGUGGCCAAGAACUUCUCCAACGUCCACUUUGUGCAUACAGCUGGAAAAAGGUUCGUCCUAUGGAUUGUCUGCCAAAUUCGGUGUUGUAGAUUGACUUUUGUGGUAUGUUGCAGUGUGUUUAAAGGGACGAACGCCGUGCUGGACUGUUGGUUGUCCCGUCCAGAUUUUCCGCCGUUAGAUGUCUUUGUUGACCAGGAUGUGUACAAUAACUUCAUGAGGAAGCUCUACGACGACCGGAUUAAGGCACAACCGGAGCCAAAAAAGAUCACGCUGCACACAGGCCGCGUACCUAGCAGUAUGUUCGGUAGAAUGAUGAUCGAGACGGCAUUCGUGCUCUGCACCAGCGUGUUGGAAGGAUACGGCCACUACAUUAACCAGGCGCGUGCCAGUGCGGCGCUGAUCGUGACGACAGACGCACCGCCGAUGAACGAGUUGCUGUCGCCCGAGUCGGCGGUUCUGGUGCCGCAUCCAAGUACCAUCGUAGAGAAGCAGUUGCUGGGCGGCAACUUCGACGGCGACCACGGUCUGCAGGGCGUCAAGGGAAUGGCGACGUACGUUAAAGGCGCCGAGAUCUGCGAUGCCGUCGAGCGGGUUCUCGAGAUGACACCGGACGAACGUCAAGCGAUGGGAGAGCGCGCGAGGAAGCAAUACGUGCUGGAUACCCAAUUCUUCGCAGCCAGGAUGAAGGAACUGCGCGCGCUAGCAAGAGCAGGAGACGUGUCGUGGUAUUCGCAAUAAACUCAAUGGAAAAACAAAUGAACUACAUGUACAGAUC
Molecule: messenger RNA, 1694 nt
Organism: Phytophthora nicotianae INRA-310
Lineage: Eukaryota; Oomycota; Peronosporomycetes; Peronosporales; Peronosporaceae
Exons: 2
Coding region: 53-1657 (534 amino acids)
Source: RefSeq, a predicted model, not a curated record